AAAAAUUAUUCUUGUUAUAUGAAACAAGGCUAGAGAAUGGCAAUGGCUUUCCGUCUCUUUCUUCUUCCUCCGUCAAGAAUCUCGGAAAGGACAACAAAAGCGAAAGAGAAAGCCAAGAGGAAGAGGAAGGCAAAGCAUUGCGUGUGCAUCGAUCUUAAGCACCCAUCUCCUCUUCUUCUUCUGCUUCUUCUCGUCUUCUCUCUCUCACUCGACAGUGUGAAUCGAGAGCGAAUGCGGAGCGAUGGCGAGGCGCGCCGAGCGGGAGAAGCUUCCGGCGUCGGAAUCGCACCACUCGACGCCGAUUCACUGCCGGCGCAGCAGCUUCUCCUACCGACGCCUCCCCGAGCAGCGCCUCCGCCUCUCCGUCCUCAAAUUGGACGGAUCCUCUUUCGAUCUGGAAAUCGCGAAGGCGGCGACCGUGAUGGAGCUGAAAAUGAAGAUCGAGAUCAUCUUCGAUAAGAUCGCCGUGGAAGGGGGUUACAGCAUUUCCUGGUCUCAUGUGUGGAAUCGAUUCUGCUUAUGCUACAAUGGGUAUAAAUUAAUCAACGAUGGAGAACAACUGAUCGGAUUUGGAAUCAAGGAUGGUGAUCAGCUUCAUUUUGCAAAGCAUGCUUCACCUAACCAAAAUCAACCCGAAAGGAAAUCGGGAAGUCGAGUAACAGAUAUCGCAGAGCAUAGGAUGUCAUCAGCAUGGCAACAUGCCGAGGAGAAUGAUGAACAUUUUCACGAAGAAGAACAGCAAGGUAGUAUUGUAGUACAGAAGCAAUUCAACUUGGUGGAUCGCAUUCGAGAGUGGUAUGGAGGGUGGGGGAGCCCUCGUAAUGCAAUUGUGAGACAUCGCAAAAAGAUUUCUUGGGCAAUAUGUUAUUAGUAUAAUGGCGUUUCUUCGAUACAAAAGAGAUGGAAUUCAAAGUGAUAUUUGCACUUAUUUCCUGGUA
Messenger RNA from Zingiber officinale, 938 nucleotides. RefSeq lists its product as uncharacterized. The record is from RefSeq and is a predicted model, not a curated record. Bases 242 to 871 code for a protein of 209 amino acids. NCBI's taxonomy places the organism in Eukaryota, Viridiplantae, Streptophyta, Magnoliopsida, Zingiberales, Zingiberaceae. Gene Ontology annotation, biological process: mRNA splicing, via spliceosome. Gene Ontology annotation, cellular component: U12-type spliceosomal complex. The transcript has 5 exons.